Messenger RNA from Paralichthys olivaceus (Japanese flounder), 1239 nucleotides. Lineage: Eukaryota; Metazoa; Chordata; Actinopteri; Pleuronectiformes; Paralichthyidae. The record is from RefSeq and is a predicted model, not a curated record.
UGGAAUCCAUGUGGACUCUGUGCCCAUCAUCCCAGUUCUCACGACCAGUUAUGCCCACGGCACCUCGUCCACGUCUCUGCUCCACCUGACAGUGGGGGAGUCUCUGCUGAGGUCGGUGGAGCGCUGGCCCGACAGAGAGGCCAUGGUCUUUCUGCAAGACGGAGUCCGCAAGACCUUCGCAGAGUUUCAUAAGGACGUGGACCAGGCUGCAGCCGGACUUCUGGCACUUGGCCUGAAGAAAGGCGACCGGCUCGGCAUGUGGGGACCCAACACCUACGAGUGGAUCCUGUUCCAGUUUGCAACGGCCAAAGCGGGAAUUAUCAUGGUGGCCGUGAACCCGGCGUACCAGCAGCAGGAGUUGGAGUUCGCUCUGCAGAAGGUCGGGUGUAAAGCCAUCGUCUGCCCCACGCAGUUCAAAACACAGAAGUACUGCGACAUGCUGAAAAAAAUAUGUCCCGAGAUCGAGACGUCCAGCCCGGGGGACAUCAGGAGCGCUAGGCUGCCAGAUCUGCGCUCCGUGAUCGUUCUAGACAGUCGACAGCCAGGAAUGUUUCAUCUGGAGGACGUGAUGCAGGCGGGCAGCAGCCAGUUCAUGCUGCAGCUGCAGGAUCUGCAGAAGAAGUUAUCGUUCGACGACCCGAUAAAUAUCCUGUUCACUUCGGGCACAACUGGGAGUCCAAAGGGAGCCACGCUGUCUCAUCACAAUGUUGUCAACAACGCCUACUUCGUGGGUAGAAGAGUUGGAUACACCUGGAGGCCUCACACUCGCAUCUGUCUGCCCGUGCCCCUGUACCACUGCUUCGGCUCUGUGGGGGGGGGCCUGUGUAUGGCCCUUCACGGCGUCAGCCUCGUCUUCCCGUCCGCCGGCUAUGACGGGAAGGCCAACCUAGCAGCUGUGGAGAGCGAAAGGUGCACCUUCAUCUACGGCACCCCCACCAUGUACGUGGACAUGGUUAACCAGCCGGACUUGGCUAAAUAUGACCUGUCGUCAUUAGAAGGAGGCAUCAUGGCCGGUUCUCCUUGUCCUCCCGAGCUCGUGAGGAAGGUGUUCUCUGAAAUGGGCAUCAGAGAAAUAACCGUGAGUCGAUACACGUGCAGUGAUACAUCUCUUUACAGAUCAGAACAGAAUCACAGUGCAACUCAGCUUUCACACACCAGGGGGAGACAGAUACCAAAGAAAAAGAUCACAGGAUUAGUAUGAAAACAUAUUUUAUAUUCGCUUCAUCGCUGCAGAACUUA